Molecule: messenger RNA, 3305 nt
Organism: Brassica rapa (field mustard)
Lineage: Eukaryota; Viridiplantae; Streptophyta; Magnoliopsida; Brassicales; Brassicaceae
Product: MLO-like protein 11
Biological process (GO): defense response
Cellular component (GO): membrane
Source: RefSeq, a predicted model, not a curated record
AGCGGUUUAGAGCGAUUUGAGUGAUUGUUGCAAACCGCCGACAACCGCUACCAACCGCAAAAGCAGCGUUUGCGGGUGGUAGCGGAAAAACCAGUCGCACAAUUAAUAGAAUUUAUGGUAUAUUUGUAUUUUAAUAUUUUUACAUAAUUUAAAUGAAUAUCCAUAUUUGAACUGAACCCGUAAUGAUCCAAACUGAAUCCGAACUAAAAUUUAUAAAUAUCCAAAUAGGUUUUAAUCUCUCAUCUAAAGACCAAUAUCUGAAUAGUCGGAAUCGAACCUGAACUCUUAUCCCUACAUGUAGUCUAUAAUAUUAAUAUAUGAUCACAGAUAAAAACACAAAUAUGAUUACAAAAAAAAUACAUAUAUGAUAUAAAGAAAGACACAAAUACAUAUGGAACUUGAUUUAUUUAAUAUACUUACAAAAAUUAUCUAUUCUAUUAAAUUCAUAUCAUACAAAAAUAUGAUUCUACAAACACACAAUCAUAUAAAUUAUAUUAGACAAAAAAAUUUAAAAACAAAACAUAUACCCGCCCUCUCGAGGGCGGGUCAAUAUCUAGUUAUACGUUACUUUCGAGAACGAAAAAUUAAACAGAUAUGUUCAAAAAAAAAAUUAAACAGAUUAAAAGUACUUCCUCCUUUCCAUGAAACUAUACUUACGUUCUAAAAAUAUGUUUUUCAAACAUGAAACAGGAAAUUGAAUUUGGACGGAAUAUUCAUGUAUCCUAGUAAACCACUUCUUAUAAAAAAAAAAUAUCCAUGUAACCUUGCAUUUAAGCUAAGUGUUUUAUAACCAAGAUAUGUAAUUAGAAAAGGAGGUAGGUCCCAUAAGAGUGAAAAGCCAGAAGAGUAUCUUAUCAUGUGAGGCUGAGGAAGGUUGUUUUCGGGUAUCUGUCAGAAUCUUCUUCGCUUUGCUUUUCCUCCUUUUCUUGUCAACAUUUAUUAUUUAUUUUCGUUUGGUCGGCUCGAUAACACAAAUCUACGUACUUAGCACAACUAACCAUGACUGCACAUGAAGUCAACCAGUUGUGACCUGAAAACAGCUUUUGUUUUCUACUUCCAAAAAAAAAUAAUAAUAAUAGUAAUUCGAUUUUCUAAAAUCCAAAUUCGUAUUCACCUUAGCAAACAUCUCUCUCUUUCUAUCAGUAACGCUCUGCCGCUGAAUGAUUGAUUGAUUUUCUGGGACUUACUGCAGUCGACAAAUCUCACCACAGGAUUUUCAAAAUUUACUUGGUUUCGAUCGCUUAUUACUUAAUCACUCCGAGGAAGCUUGACGGGUCUUUUAAAAGUUGUGAUUCUAAACUUGUAGAAUCAAAGGAAUGUGAUCUUGUUUUUCGGUAAGUUUCCCAAAGUUUCAGUUAUUCGAAAGUUGCUUUGUUGCAAAAAAAAAUCGAAUGGGAGAAGGAGAAGAAAACGAAGCAGAAUCAAAUGAGAGAUCCUUGGCUUUAUCUCCCACUUGGUCUGUUGCUCUAGUCUUGACUGUCUUCGUCCUUGUUUCUUUGAUCGUUGAGCGCUCCAUCUAUCGUCUUAGCACUUGGUUGAGGAAGACAAAGAGGAAACCUUUAUUUGCUGCUUUGGAGAAGAUGAAAGAAGAGUUGAUGCUGCUUGGCUUCAUAUCACUUCUUCUUACAGCUACAUCUAGCACAAUAGCCAAUAUCUGUGUCCCAUCAAGUUUCUACAACGUCAGAUUCGUUCCUUGUACACGUUCUGAGAUUAAGGAGGAACUUGAAAACGAAUCAUCUGUCCAGAGAAAUCUGUUGACCAAAUCCUUCUUUUUCAGCAUAUUUAGGAGAAGAAAGCUGGAGGAAGGCAUUCACCGUGCUACUUGCACCGAGGGGCAUGAGCCGUUUGUUUCAUACGAAGGCUUAGAACAGUUACAUCGCUUCAUCUUUAUAAUGGCGGUUACACAUGUUACCUACAGCUGCUUGACCAUGCUCCUGGCCAUCGUCAAGAUUCAUAGUUGGAGGAUCUGGGAAGAUGUAGCUCGCAUGGAUCGACAUGAUUGCUUAACUGUGACAAGAGAAAAAGUAUUACGAAGGCAGACAACCUUUGUUCAGUAUCAUACAUCUGCUCCUCUGGCCAAGAACAGAUUGCUUAUAUGGGUGACAUGUUUCUUCAGGCAAUUCGGACAUUCUGUUGUUCGUUCUGACUACCUUACUCUCCGGAAAGGAUUCAUUGUGAAUCACCACCUCACAUUAAAGUACGAUUUUCACAGCUACAUGAUUCGCUCUAUGGAGGAAGAAUUCCAAAGGAUCGUUGGUGUAAGUGGGCCGCUUUGGGGGUUCGUAGUUGCUUUCAUGCUCUUCAACAUUAAAGGAUCAAAUCUCUAUUUCUGGAUAGCAAUCAUACCUGUAACUCUUGUACUUCUGGUUGGUACCAAGCUGCAACAUGUAAUAGCAACUUUGGCAUUGGAGAAUGCUGGCUUAACAGAAUAUCCUUCCGGAGUUAAGCUGAGACCUAGAGAUGAACUCUUUUGGUUCAAUAAACCAGAACUACUCUUGUCCCUUAUCCACUUCAUUCUAUUCCAGAAUUCAUUUGAACUGGCUUCAUUCUUCUGGUUCUGGUGGCAGUUUGGUUACAACUCUUGCUUCCUAAAGAAUCAUCUCCUUGUCUACUUCCGACUUACUUUAGGGUUUGCUGGACAGUUUCUAUGCAGCUACAGCACACUGCCACUAUAUGCAUUGGUCGCUCAGAUGGGAACGAACUAUAAAGCGGCUCUGAUACCUCAGAGGAUAAGAGACACGAUUAAAGGUUGGGGAAAAGCUACUAGAAAGAAAAGAAGACAUGGUUAUUACGGCGAUGAUUCCACUGUUAGAACAGAAACAAGCACGGUUGCAUCUCUUGAAGAAUAUGACCAUCAAGUGCUUGAUGUUGUUGAAACUUAUCCACAACAACGAGGACAGAAAGGUGUUGAGCUUGAGUUACAGCCAGUCCAACCUCGUAAUGCUUCUGCUUCUGUACCUAAUGAAUCUUCAAGUAGAGUUGGAACGCCUCUUCUUCGAUCUUGUGUCUCUAUUUCUUCAGCAACGACCCCAGAGCUAAGAACAGAUCCUAUGGAGACACUCUCGAGAUCAUCUUCAUUGCCAUUGAGAAGGGAAUGAUAUAUAUAUAUACACUCAUUAAAAUAAGCUGAGUUGGACGAUUGGUUUAGAGGAAUAUAAGUUUGUAGGAGUAUUUUCAGUAGAAACAUGUAUAACAAGCUUACAUAAUCGCAUGUACCACGUCUAUCAAUAUUAGGAAGUCACAAUGAACCCGGACAUGAUUAAGUUUUGGGAAAAUCCCACGAAAAACCUUCAAAGUGUCGAGUA